AUGGAAGCGGCUGUGGGCAAGGAAGGGCCAAACCUGCACCUCUUGAAGGUGUAUGGGGUGGCUGGCCAGUGCCUCGUGGAAGUGGGAGACUGGUUUCAAAAUGGCAAACCAAAGACUUUAUCGAAUAAGCCAGAUAACCCUGAGAAAGGAAUAGCUGCUGAUGGUGAAGAGGUUUUUGAUUACACCGGGCAAUCCAAAUUUGUCCUAAAGAACCUUCGGUAUUACUCAGUUCAUCCAAAUUUGGCCCGGUACUAUGAACCUUUGAAAUCCACUGUACUACAGAAAUUCCUGGAUCAAAACAGGAAAACCACCAGCUUCAUGUUAAAAGUAACCGAGUUUGAUCAGGAUUUGACCUUACUGAUUAUGACCAAUAACCCACCUCCCUACUCAAUCAACCAGCAGGAAAAGGAUGGCACUCCAAAAUACUUUUCCCAAAAGUUAUUGCUCGAGGAAAUUCAUCAUAAUCAAAAACCCAGUGAGAACUUCUUCCUGCCCCUGAUGUCUCAGAAAAAAAAGUUAAGAUCCAGACUAAAACCAAUCUUCCCUAUGAAACGGCCAGAUGAUCCUACAUCCAAGCGAGAACAAUGGUUUAGGUUUUCCACUGACAAUGACUUCAAAAGUGAAGGAAAGUAUUCAAAAGUGUUUGCUUUGAAGAAACAGAAAAAAAUGUACCCUCAGCUCAGUUUUGCUCCAGUCUGUGAAAGGGAUAUGAGGAAAAAUGUUUCCAAGAAGUCUGUGAAUGAAAUGCUGACUCCCCAGAUGCUUUGGGAACCACUCACACUUUCAUCGCUGCUAGAAGAGAAGCCCACCAGAAUUGUGCCAGGGGAAAGCUCCUUCCGCAACGGAAAGGCUCAACAGUGGAUUAUCAAAAAUGCCACUGUCAUUAAGUGA
Molecule: messenger RNA, 891 nt
Organism: Urocitellus parryii (Arctic ground squirrel)
Lineage: Eukaryota; Metazoa; Chordata; Mammalia; Rodentia; Sciuridae
Source: RefSeq, a predicted model, not a curated record